Molecule: messenger RNA, 906 nt
Organism: Necator americanus (New World hookworm)
Lineage: Eukaryota; Metazoa; Nematoda; Chromadorea; Rhabditida; Ancylostomatidae
Exons: 5
Coding region: 1-906 (301 amino acids)
Source: RefSeq, a predicted model, not a curated record
AUGGAGCAGACGGUGAAAUGGAGAGUUGAAAAGAAGUUGUCCUUCAAGCUUUUUAGCAGAUACAUAGUUCGAGAGAAAAUUCUUCCUCUUUCUUCGCAUCUCGAUAUCUGUUUGCUUGGUGGCCAACCACGGACUGACAGAACACCGUACAUAAGAAAGGCCGCAGAGUUCAGAGAACGAGGUCAGAGAGCUAUCAUUAAUUGGGAUCUUGUUUUGUGUUUGAAAACUCCCACAAUAAUACGCCAGCGUGGAGCUGCACGAGCCGCAGGCAACCAGGAACUCACGUCCGAGUUCACCAGACUUUGCAGAGAGCCGAUAAAAGAAGGCCCUAAGGAGAGAAGAGCAUUCGCUAUGCCCGUCGACUCGAGUUCGCCAAUAGGUGACCGGCACAUCGAGGAGGACCCAAACGUGGACUACGAGAUGCUGCUCCGAGGAUUACGAGCCUGUGCUGAACGUGCCUCGAAGCCGCGCACGACAAAUUCGGAUCGAAUUUCGAAGACCACCAAGGAAUUGUUGGAAAGAAGAAGGGCUUUGAGGCUUGAUCUGAAUGCAUUGCACAUUGAGCGGCAGAAGAAGAUUCUGGAAGCAGCACAAAGAAGAGCGAGUCCAAACAAGUGCCGCAGGGAUCUCGGCGAAUAUAAUAUUCCGCUAGCUGCUUUGCUGGGCGGACUCGCACGUCUUCUCGUCAAUGGAUCCGAAGAAAUGCUAAACGUCCUCGAGGGAGGCAGUCAACAAGCUGGGGUGAUCUGUUGCUGCACAGAUGGACCAACUAAUAGUUCAGCUGGAUGCUGUUGGAGAACCUCGUCAACGUCGCUCACGAAACCUGAGCACAUCUUAGAUGACAAUGGCGAAUUAGCUAAACGAGUGGAACGAGUGGAGUGGACUGCCGAUGCUCGAUCUCUGUAA